AUGUUCCUCGUUGUCGCCAUCCUCGGCAUUAUCCAGCCUGUUUUCGUCAAUUCUACAUCUCCCUAUCAAGAUAAGCAUUCCGCCGUCGGCCCUGCGAUCGACUUCAGCAACCGCUUCGUCGGCCGCUUCAUCCGGGAGUUCAUGCACAGGGAUAAGAAAGAGAUCAAACCUAGCGUACAUGCAGAACGUAACGUUCGUACGGCGAGAGGGAUCGCCCAUCAAGAUCUCAAACCCGAAAACGUCCUUUUGACACGCGGUAACCCCCUCACUGCCAAAGUCGCUGACUUUGGUCUUGCUAAGGUCGCCGACAGCAAAACAUUCUUGAAGACACGAUGUGGCACUGAAGCUUAUGUCGCUCCCGAAGUUCUUAUCCGAAAGGACCAGGACCCUUAUAGCGAUCUCGUAGACGCCUGGAGUGUCGGCGUCAUUGCGUUUUACAUGCUAACAGGGGAGAACCUGUUUAUUGACGAUCAUUCAAUCAAGAAUGUCAAGAAACGUAUCUCAAGACGUCGAAUUUGGUGGCCUUACCUCAGAGGCGUGAAUCCCAGCAACAAUGCCAUGAAUUUGAUUGCAGGUCUGCUUCAGCGUGCAAAUGAUGGAAGCAUGUCGGUGUCAGAAGCCAGAGACCACCCUUGGUUUGUUGAAUUCGGACCCUUAGCCCCGCAAAGCAAGAAUCCCGAGCAAACCAUCACGCGCGCCUCGACUUCGACAACAGUCGCGGACCUCCACAACAUCGCAACAGUUCCGGGUCUGUUGCACAAUGUUACCGUUUCAGACGUCAACGAUUGCACGGAACAUGUCAAGGAUGAGUCAGAUGGAAGCUUAGACGAGCCCGCUGACGAGACGAAGGACAUUGACACUAGAAAACGCUCUUGGGUGGCCAAUGCUCUCCCGGCUCCUCAGGUCGGAUUCAAGAAAUGGAAGUCGAUUUAA
Messenger RNA from Coniophora puteana RWD-64-598 SS2, 933 nucleotides. RefSeq names its product kinase-like protein. Gene Ontology annotation, biological process: meiotic recombination checkpoint signaling; protein phosphorylation. The transcript has 5 exons. Gene Ontology annotation, cellular component: nucleus; cytoplasm. The record is from RefSeq and is a predicted model, not a curated record. NCBI's taxonomy places the organism in Eukaryota, Fungi, Basidiomycota, Agaricomycetes, Boletales, Coniophoraceae. The coding region runs from base 1 to 933 and encodes 310 amino acids. Gene Ontology annotation, molecular function: protein serine/threonine kinase activity; ATP binding.